UUAAGGUGUCUGAAGAGAGAUGGAAACAGAUGCCAGGUCUGAGACUGAACAAAGGUACCUCUACAUCCCGACCUCCUACUCCUGCCAACUUACAUUUACCAGACAUGAUCCAGCUGAAAGAUAUUGUUUGCUAUUUAUCACUGCUAGAAAGAGGAAGACCUGAAGACAAGCUAGAGUUUAUGUUUCGCUUAUAUGAUACAGAUGGGAAUGGAUACCUGGAUAGUUCGGAGCUGGAAAAUAUCAUUGCUCAAAUGAUGCAUGUUGCAGAAUACCUUGAAUGGGAUGUUACUGAACUGAGUCCAAUUCUUCAUGAAAUGAUGGAAGAAAUUGACUACGAUCAUGAUGGCACUGUUUCUCUAGAAGAGUGGAUCCAAGGAGGAAUGACAACAAUCCCGCUCUUGGUCCUCCUUGGGUUAGAGAACAAUGUGAAAGAUGAUGGGCAGCAUGUAUGGAGACUGAAACACUUUAACAAGCCUGCCUACUGUAAUCUUUGCUUGAACAUGCUAAUCGGAGUAGGCAAGCAAGGUCUCUGCUGUUCUUUUUGCAAGUAUACAGUCCAUGAACGCUGUGUCUCAAGAGCUCCCGCAUCUUGCAUCAAAACAUAUGUGAAGUCCAAAAAGAAUACUGAUUUGCAUAACAAAUGUGCUUCACAUCUAAAACCUGAAUGUGACUGUGGACCUUUGAAGGACCAUAUUUUACCACCCACGUCAAUCUGCCCAGUAGUAUUG
This is a messenger RNA of Balearica regulorum gibbericeps (East African grey crowned-crane), 728 nucleotides long. The record is from RefSeq and is a predicted model, not a curated record. NCBI's taxonomy places the organism in Eukaryota, Metazoa, Chordata, Aves, Gruiformes, Gruidae.